This is a messenger RNA of Salvelinus namaycush (lake trout), 3667 nucleotides long. Its product is annotated as guanine nucleotide-binding protein G(z) subunit alpha-like. Bases 912 to 1979 code for a protein of 355 amino acids. Gene Ontology annotation, molecular function: G protein-coupled receptor binding; GTP binding; GTPase activity. Gene Ontology annotation, biological process: adenylate cyclase-modulating G protein-coupled receptor signaling pathway. Gene Ontology annotation, cellular component: heterotrimeric G-protein complex. The transcript is spliced from 3 exons. Lineage: Eukaryota; Metazoa; Chordata; Actinopteri; Salmoniformes; Salmonidae. The record is from RefSeq and is a predicted model, not a curated record.
CUGCCUUGGAGCAAACAAGAGAGGAAAUAGAACACAGACAAUAAUAAGAAAGGCGAGAAAGAGGGGAAUAGAAAGAGAGAGAGUGUGAAAGACAGGAGGAUGUUGGACUAAGGGUGGAGUGCACACAGCCUUUCUCUUCCAGCAAGUGUUUGUCUGCAGUAUCCCUGGUGAAUGGACGCUGGACGGUGAAACGAAACGGGGGCCUUCAGUUUCCUGAGACGCACCACUGCGAGGAGGAAACGGAGCAGAAUAUAGCCCAGAGAGGAGGUAGACAAGGCGUGAAGGACUGCCCUGGAUGACUGCUGUCACCAAGAUAGGGAGCGGUGACGUGAGAGCCAUGAGGGAGGAGAGCGAGGGGGAUUUGCUGCACCUACACAUCAUCCCCGAACACUGUCUUCACUAACACCUCCAUCUCCAUUCCUGCUCUGUAAGUUUCCUCAGGGGGUGACCCCUGAUAUGACCCCCAGCAUCCGUGGAAUUAGGCAGUCCAGCCCAAGCCCCAGCUCCAGGCUCUGUGUGGGCAUCCCACCAUGUCCUGGUAGAGCUCUGUGCCAACGUCAGUCCCAAAUCCUGGGAUGAACCCACAGAGGACCAACGCACAGCCUCUAGAUCACGAGGAGAAUGAAAUAUUCCUGAGUCAUUCCUGCUCUAUGGUUCUUGUUUCUCUUUGUUUGCUCUGACUGGAAGGUGUCUCUCUUGCUUCCCAUCAAGCCCCUGCAGCUUUGAAGAUUCAAACGUAAUCCUAUUCCUGCUCUGACAUCCAUCCCUCUCUUCGUUAGUCUCUUAUCUCUGUUCCUUUUGAUCUUCCAGAUUAUUUUAGUUUGACCCCGGACGCGCCCCUUUUGCCACCCGGCACGUUCUCCUCUGUGAUCACCACGUUUUCCUCGGUGUUCACCGCGUGGCAGACGACCAUGGGUUGCCGGCAGAGUUCGGAGGAGAAGGAAGCGGCGCGGCGCUCCCGGCGGAUCGACCGCCACCUGCGCUCGGAGAGCCAGCGGCAGCGACGUGAGAUCAAGCUCCUUCUGCUGGGCACCAGCAACUCUGGCAAGAGCACCAUCGUCAAGCAGAUGAAGAUCAUCCACAGCGGAGGCUUUAAUCUGGAUGCCUGCAAGGAGUACAAGCCCCUCAUCCUUUACAACGCCAUCGACUCGCUCACACGCAUCAUCCGUGCCCUGGCCACGCUCAAGAUCGACUUCCACAACCCCGACCGCGCCUAUGACGCCGUGCAGCUCUUUGCUCUAACCGGGCCGGCCGAGAGCAAAGGGGAGAUCACAGAGGAGCUGCAGGGAGUCAUGAAGCGCCUGUGGGCCGACUCAGGCGUGCAGGAGUGCUUCUGCCGCUCCAACGAGUACCACCUGGAGGAUAACACUGCCUACUAUCUGAACGACCUGGACCGCAUCUCCUCCAACGAGUUCAUCCCCACCGUGGAGGACAUCCUGUGCUCCCGCGACAUGACUACGGGCAUCGUGGAGAACAAGUUCACCUUCAAGGAGCUCACCUUCAAGAUGGUGGACGUGGGGGGGCAGCGCUCGGAGAGGAAGAAGUGGAUUCAUUGCUUCGAGGGCGUGACCGCCAUCAUUUUCUGUGUGGAGCUAAGCGGCUAUGACCUCAAGCUAUACGAGGACAACCAGACGAGUCGUAUGGCAGAGAGCCUGCGUCUGUUUGACUCCAUCUGCAACAACAACUGGUUCACCAACACCUCACUCAUCCUCUUCCUCAACAAGAAGGACCUGUUGGCCGAGAAGAUCAAGCGCAUCCCUCUGACUGUGUGCUUCGCCGACUACAGAGGUCAGAACACCUACGAGGAAGCGGCAGUCUACGUGCAGCGGCAGUUCGAGGACCUCAACCGCAACAAGGAGACCAAGGAGAUUUACUCGCACUUCACCUGCGCCACAGACACCAGCAACAUCCAGUUUGUGUUUGACGCCGUCACGGACGUGAUCAUCCAGAACAAUCUCAAGUACAUUGGGCUGUGCUAGGACUGGGGAUAGGGUGGGGAGGGGAGAGAGGGCUGCAUGGCAGCAGUAGACCUAUUCGCUACCAGGCCCAUUACACACAAAGCCUGUCUGUCAGUCUCUUUGAGGAAGUGUAGGAAAGAGAGAACCUGCAAGGUGGAGCGAGGGGGUUGGGAUUGUCAGGGACGGCUAUAGGAUCAACUGAUCUGCUUGAAAUAUUAGAGUUGAGGGUCAAAGGUCAAGAUGGGAUUUACCCAAGGUCAGCAUAAAUGUGUUUGCACUGAAUAUAUGAGUAUGUAGAGACACACACACACACACACACACACAUGCUUAUGUUUGCUCACACACAAGGACUUGGGAUCAACUGUCAAGCACUUGUUUGGCGUGGAAACAAUGGAUACUGAAGACAGCUACCCCUACCCUCUGCCUGCCAAACCUGGUAUUGAGCAGGAGUUCUUGACUGGCAGUUUCAGAGUUACGUUUGUCAUUUUAGGUUGUUUUAUUUGCCUCAGUCAAUUAAUGCUGCUUUGCGAAAAUCAAUAAAUUCCUGUGGAUUUUCCCCUAAAAAGCUGGACAGCGGGUUUACCUGGCAAGGUAUAGGGAGAUGGUGAGUCACAGGUGUCCUGGGAAAAUAGUUGGAGGACAUGACUUAUGUCACAGGGUUUCUAUCCAAAGGAGAAAACUGCCACAGUUGAAAGCUGAAGUAAAGGGUAUUUUCUACACACACUGUAUCUCAUUUAUUGAGGGCUAAAUGGCUCUUUAAGGUUAUCUGUUUGUCCCUCUUCAUUAUAUUUUCAGUUUUUUUUGUUUAAAAAAAAUGUUUGUCAAACCUGCCCCUUAGAGCAGGUCUCUGACCUACCAGGAGAGUGUUACACUCCAUAGAGUGGAUGGUGUUCUCUAAGAUCAUUCCAGUUUCCAGCAACAAAGACAUCAAAAACAGUGCCAAUUUUAGUGUAAAUAAAAACAGAUCCCAUCAAUAAUGUUGGUUUUAUUGACAGAAACAUUAAAACAUGCAUGAUUUUGUUAAUUGGGAUAUUGAUCAUUUUUUAUUUUGGAUUUGUUUUCUGUUAUUUUAGGUUUAACUAAUAUAUUCCCUAAAAUAUAUAUACAAGUCAAACACUGUGUACGAUUGUACAGCUGUUGUCUAAGAGGAAUUUAUUGAAAAGAGUACUAUAACUUGAGAUGAUGAUGAUGACAAUGAUGAAGAUGGUGACGAUGAUGACGCCAAUGACAAGCUCAUUACAAACCCAGCAUGAGAUGAUAGAGUGGGUCGGGGAGGGUUAAAGGGAAAAAAGUUUGAAGACUGCAAAAAAUAUGAAUGCGAAAAAACAAACACUUCAGUUUAAUCCUCCUUGCGCUAUCUACAUGGUAAUUGUUAUACAGUGGGUAUGAUGUGUAAAUAUACUGUAAGGUUCACUCUGUUAAAACAAUAAAUAAAAGGUUGAGUUGGAAUACUGUAAGUGAGAGAGAAUGUGAGAGAGAGAGAAUGUGUGAGAGAGAGAUAAUGUGAAAGAGAGAGAGAGAUAAUGUGAAAGAGAGAGAGAAUGUGAAAGAGAGAGAUAAUGUGAAAGAGAGAGAGAAAGCCCUGCUCUACUUCUCUCCUCCAACCCUCACCUUUUCAGCAGAGGAAACAACUCAGCUAAGGGCUUCAGGCUUGACAGGAUGUUCACUUCAACAAAAAACAACCAAUUUAGCCAAACAAUAAAAAAUAA